This is a messenger RNA of Oncorhynchus kisutch (coho salmon), 3262 nucleotides long. It is a transcript of the gene mpp3b, whose product is annotated as MAGUK p55 scaffold protein 3b. The transcript is spliced from 20 exons. The record is from RefSeq and is a predicted model, not a curated record. NCBI's taxonomy places the organism in Eukaryota, Metazoa, Chordata, Actinopteri, Salmoniformes, Salmonidae. Gene Ontology annotation, molecular function: protein binding. Bases 419 to 2185 code for a protein of 588 amino acids.
CUGAGCGAGAGAUAGAAAGGGAGGACCAGCGAAGUGCAGUGCUGCACGCGUGUCUGUGUGAGGAGGAGGAGAGAGUGAUACAGAUAGCAAGGAAGCUAAUGGCAGGUUUACACAGGAAUCAAGACACAGCGCUAGGCACCAACCCAAAGAAGAAAAAGGAGGGAUUGCCAAUGCACACACGCCCACACAGAUACACACCACAGACAGAGCAGAGCAUGAAUAAGACACAUUAAGGGACAGAGGAAAGAGGUUUGUUUGCAGACCGAGCAGUCAACCAUUACUUAAGGAUAACAGGAUUGACAGCCGGGGUAUAAAUCUGGAUAAUAAGAAAAAGGAGGCAGAGAAAGAAGCUCCAGCAACUCUAUCUUCCUUUUCUGUCCAUCCUGAGUCUACACUAGCUGGCCCUUCCAGCUUCUAAAUGAUUGAAGCCAUGCCUCAACUCUCUGGAAGCACAGGGUUGCAUGAGACUCUGGCCCUUCUCACCUCUCAGCUCCACCCUGAUGCCAAACACAAAGAAGACCUGGUGUUCCUCAAGGAUAUCUUCAGCGAGAAGAGCCUGGCGUAUCUGAUGAAGAUCCAUGAGAAGUUGCGGCAGUAUGAGCGACAGAGCCCUACUCCAGUUCUCCACAGCGCCUCCUGUCUGGCAGAGGAUUUGGCCGAGGAGAUUCAGAAUGGACCGAUGGAAGGUGAUGAGAGGGAACUGCUUCUACUUCUGAGUGCUCCUCAUCUCAAGGCUAUCCUGGCAGCCCAUGACACGGUGGCCCAGAAGAACUUUGACCCCGUGCUGCCCCCGCUGCCAGACGAAGUGGACGACGAGCUGGAGGAAGAGUCUGUGAAGAUCGUCCGGUUGGUGAAGAACAAGGAGCCCCUGGGGGCGACCAUCCGCAGGGAUGAAGUGACGGGGGCUGUAUUAGUGGCCAGGAUCAUGAGGGGAGGGGCUGCGGACCGCAGUGGUCUGGUGCAUGUUGGAGACGAACUUCGAGAGGUCAACGGAAACCUGAUAAUUCACAAAAGACCAGAUGAGAUCAGUCAGAUUCUGUCCCAGUCACAAGGCUCCAUCACUUUGAAGAUCAUCCCUGCCGUUGCAGAGGAAGAUAGGCUGAAGGAGAGCAAGGUCUACCUGAGGGCCCUGUUUGACUACACCCCCUUUGAGGACAAGGCCACGCCCUGCCAGGAGGCGGGACUUCCUUUCAAGCGGGGGGAUAUCCUGCAGGUGGUAAGCCAGGACGAUGCCACCUGGUGGCAGGCCAAGAGAGUGGGCGACAGCAACCUGAGGGCCGCCCUAAUCCCCUCUACACAGUUUCAGGAGAGGCGUCUUAAAUACAGAAUAAAGAUGGGCACUUACCAGGCGCCUGUGUCACCGAAAACACCCACAUAUGAUCCGGCUGAAAGAGCAGACUGUGACAGUGAGGGCUCUCAGAGUGGACAAGACAUAGCUGGUCUACGCAGAAGUUUCUGUCUGAGUAGAAAAGAUCGACAGGGGUCCCCAGGAGAGCCUCGCACUCCAGACUCGGCCCUGCUGGACUUCCUAAUCUAUGAGGAAGUGACACGCUACCAGCCCCACCCCAGCGAGAGGCCUCGCCUAGUGGUGCUGAUAGGUUCCCUUGGGGCCAGAAUUAAUGAGCUCAAACAGAAGGUGAUCGCUGAGAAUCCCUGCCACUUUGGUGUGGCUGUGCCGCACACCACUAGAGCCAAGAAGAGUCACGAGAGGGAGGGAGUGGAGUACAACUUCAUCACUAAACAGGCCUUUGAGGCUGACAUUCAGAGCAACAUUUUUAUAGAGUAUGGGGAGUACAAGGAUCAUUUCUAUGGCACCAGUCUGGAGGCCAUCCGCAGUGUGCUGGAUCGAAAUAAGAUUUGCUUGGUGGAUGUACAACCAGAGGCACUGAAGAUCCUAUGGACAGCUGAGUUUAAGCCUUAUGUUAUAUUUGUGAAGCCUCGUAUCCAUGAGAGCCACUGCAAACGUCACGGCUCCUCUUCGUCACUCAGUGUAGGCAUCACUGAGGAGGACCUUCAGGAAAUGAGGCAGUCGGCCGUGCUGAUGGGCGAGCGCUACGGCCACCUGGUGGACCGGGUACUAGUGAAGGAGGACUUGGCCAGUGCAUGCGUUGAACUCCGGGACAUCUUGCAGAGGGUUGAGACAGAGGUUCACUGGGUGCCUAUUGGCUGGGCCCGAACCACCUAGCAUACUGGCGCUACAGAGGGGCCAUUGCAUAUAAUACAAUUAAAAACCAGGCCAUUAGAAACUAGCGGGUGACAUUGAGAUAAUGGGAAUGGAUUUGAACUUUGACGUGUUUUACUGCCAUUGUGUUCAACCACUCCCGUAAUCUCACAAGCCAGAACCAAAUCUCAGAUGCGCUUACGCUAACAGUCACAAGAGACUACCACUGCCAGAGUGAUGGUGUUGGUGGUGGCAAACUGACAUUGAGAUGAGGGGAGAAGGAAUGGGACCUUUCCACGAGGACAACGGCUAUCAGUGGUGACUCAAGUGAAUACGGUGGAAUCAUUUGGAGCAGUUUGGGUUGACAGACUCUUAAUAAGAGACUUGUCGUUGCCUUUACAUGUUGGAUCAGAAGUAUUGGCUGCCGUCACCUCAAGAUCAAGUUUGCAUUGCUGAAUUGUGGACAGUUUAAACAGUUCCUUCAUCCUCAUUGCAUGAGCUUGUCCUGUUUACAUUAUUUUUAAUAGAGGCUAUGUGCAAUGGGGAAUUGUGGAUACUGGCUGAACUAAAGCAUGGUAAUAAAAUGUUGUUGAUCAGGCGGCUAAGACACUGUAAGUCCCAAAUGGAAGGGUAACAGAUUGUAGCCUCAGAGACUCCACAGAAAUCUGCCAAAAUAAAGCUCAAUAACUUAAUGCAUCCACACACUCCUAUUGAGCGUUCACCUGUAUUUUGAGUAGGGCUAUGCCAUCCUGAUCUGUAGUAGAGCAUAAUAAUCCUAAUUGGCAAUGUGGCAACAACCAUGAAAAAGCAUAUAAUACUUGCAUGUGAGAGUAAUGGUCUUGAAAAUGUAUACUAUUUAUCAGAGCCACGCAUUCUAUAAUAAUCUAGAAUGUGUACAGUAGAUUAGUCUAGUAAGUACUGAACAUCAAACAGAAUGCAGUACAAAUAUUGGUUUUCAAUGAUACAUAACAGAUGUGAGCAAGAUGGAGAUGUGAUUUCAUUAUGAAUGAUCAAUGAUGAUUACUCAUUGAACGCAAAAUAAUACUGAGGACUGUGUGCUUUGUGAUGAAGUAAUUCAAUAAAAUCUCUUCCUUAAAGAUA